Castor canadensis (American beaver) is the source of this 1175-nucleotide messenger RNA. Its product is annotated as HLA class II histocompatibility antigen, DO beta chain. The record is from RefSeq and is a predicted model, not a curated record. NCBI's taxonomy places the organism in Eukaryota, Metazoa, Chordata, Mammalia, Rodentia, Castoridae. Gene Ontology annotation, cellular component: MHC class II protein complex; membrane. Gene Ontology annotation, biological process: antigen processing and presentation; immune response.
AAGAUUUUGUGAUUCAGGCAAAGGCUGACUGUUACUUCACCAAUGGGACAGAGAAGGUACAGUUUGUGGUCAGAUUCAUCUUCAACUUGGAGGAGUAUGUCCAUUUUGACAGCGAUGUGGGGAUGUUUGUGGCCUUGACAGAGCUGGGGGAGCCUGAUGCUGAUCAGUGGAACAAUCGGCCAGAUAUCCUGGAGAGGAGUAGAGCAUCUGUGGAUAUGGUGUGCAGACACAACUACAAGCUGGGGGCUCCCUUCACUGUGGGGAGAAAAGUGCAACCAGAGGUGACAGUUUAUCCAGAAAGGACCCCACUCCUGCAGCAGCCCAAUUUGCUACUCUGCUCAGUGACAGGAUUCUACCCAGGGGAUAUAAAGAUCAGGUGGUUCCGGAAUGAACAGGAGCAGAAAGCUGGGGUCAUAUCCACUGGCCUUAUUAGGAAUGGAGACUGGACCUUUCAGAUUACAGUGAUGCUGGAAAUGAUCCCUAAACUUGGAGAUGUCUACAGCUGCCUUGUUGAGCAUCCCAGCCUGUGGAACCCCAUUUCUGUUGAGUGGAGUGCCCAGUCUGAAUAUUCUUGGAGAAAGAUGCUAAGUGGAGUUGCAGCCUUCCUGAUUGGACUAAUCUUUCUUGUGGUGGGAAUCUUCAUCCACCUCAGGGCUUGGAAAGGAUCUGUGGAGGCUCAGUCUGGUAAUGAGGUCUCAAGAGCUCUUCUCCCACCACAGCCCUACUAAGGUCCUAAUCCAACCUUCUCCCCCGGAGCCUGAAAUAGUGUGGACAGGUUGAACCUUGGGCUAGGUAAAUGACUUUGGAGGAGUUGCUGUUCUGGGAACAACUCUUUUCCGUGAUCCUAGAGUUUUGUGCUCUGAGAUUAUGCAUCUCCCACCUUUUCUCUUCCUACUUGUGUACUUCAAAACUCCCCAUUUCCAAGGACACUGUCCAGAAUUUUUCCUAAGACCUAGUUCUUCUAGCCCCAAGCUGUUUAUGUUACUAUGGCCCAGCCCGAACUCUGUAAGUCAUGAUUCCCAAAUCUUUCUCUUUUCCAAUUGCAGCUUCCACAGUCUUCAGAAGGUAAAUGCUCAGUCACUAUCUCCUUUUCACAUUUUUUUUUUGGUGGUACUGGGGUUUGAAUUCAGUGCCUCUUGCUUGCUAGGUAGGUGCCAUACUGUUUGAGCCAUACC